AUGAGGGUAUCGGUAGGACAGGAGACAGCAAGAGAAAGAUUCGCCGAUGCGAAGCCGCUCUCUGCAUAUGCAGGCAGACACACCACACGGUGGAAAGGCAGUCUGAACUUUGAAGUUACUGUUGCAGUAAUACUGCUUGGAAUUGGAUGCCCCCUAAUGGCACUUGUCAAUCCCGUCCGAUGUUUGAGCCCCAGAAAGCCCAUGCGGCACACAGAUGAUGACAGCAAGCAACACGGCACGGGGGCCGUUGCUGUGCAGAGGGCACCUUUCCCCGAGAUACUCCGUGACAAAAAUGGCACAGAGACGCCGCCCCCAUAUGAGAACUCCAACGGGUAUGUUUCACUCCUUCUGGACGACGGGCUGGCUUUGGAACGCAAGGCCCGUAAGGCGUUGAAGCAGGUAAAGUGCUGUGAUGCUCCGGUCGAUCCCGCCAUUGAACGAACCUCUCAGCGCGUCAUCGUUUACCGACUGCAGGCCAACAUCUUUGAGUGUCGCGCGUUUGAUGCGGCCAUUGAGACGAUGGAUUCUCUCACUUCAUCUGAACACGCCCGGCUCUUGGCUUAUCACUGGACGAACGUCUGUUUGUCCAGAGAGGAUCAGUCGAGAGACCAGACGGGAAUAGUAGGGACGAACAUCAGAAACCAAGAAUGGUCCGAAGGGUUGAAGAGACAGUUCAGCCUCGCUGGGAUCAGGGGACUAGAUUCAUCUCAUCCUCUUCGCAGUAUGCGUGUAGAAUCCAAGCACAUCCGGGCCAUACUUGUAGUAGAAGGCUGUUGGGCACCUGGAUGCUUUAUCCAUCAGUCCGCUGUGUUUAUGGGGGCGAGAGGUGCAGCAAACAGCACUAAAGCCAAUGAGGAAGAAGGAGAAAAGAUAGGGAAUGGAAUGCAAGGAAUAGGGACGGGAACGGGAGCGAAAGAAAAGGCGACGAAGAAGAGAAACAAUGGACAAUGGGAAAGUGAGCCGAGGGAUCUACCUAGGCCCAAGAGACGCGACCGGGAUCAUGACCGACAAGGAAAGUUCGGUCCCAAGAUAUUCAAUUGCCUUCAAGUUGGAAUUCAUCACACGAUGACAAUUCAAGUCACAAACAUUGUGACUGCCAUUGGGCACACUUCUUACUGGCUCUCAAAGUACGUAUGGCUUGCCGACGUCCGCACCUUACGACGUCUUUUACCUUGCUCCGUACGCGCAAAUAUCCCGUCAAACUGCUCCAGCCUCCAACCGCUAGAGGCACGCGCUAGGAAGCAAGCGAGAGACAAGCGAGAGGUGCAAUGGAAGAAGAAAAAACGGGCAGCCCGCCUUGUUGCAUUCGCGGUGUCGGUGGUUGGCAAUGGCACCUCAGCAGCAUCGAAUGACUUAGGCAUCGUGCACUCCGCGCCAGAGGCCAAUAGAUCCAGUUUCUUCCAAUACUUCUCCUCCACCCGCCGUGUCGACCCUGGCUUCUUCAUCGACACUACUCAGGACCGCUGCGCCAGUGCCGAUGCUGCACAGCUGAACGAUGAUGGCGCAGCAUCAGGCCCAGCAGCGCGGGGGCCAGAGGAACGACUACAGCCGCGAAUAAACUGGCCAGAUCAAGAGAUUUCACCAGAGCCUACUCGGACGACUGCUCACCGAUACGCCACGGGGCGGCCCAGCGUUUCGAAACAAGAGCAGAGAGAGAGAGAAGCAGGCAAUCCCGUGGGCCGCGGAGGUGGUGGUAGCAGCAGCUACUGCAGCACAUUUCACAGCACUGCACCAAUACCUGUACUGAAGUGCCAGGCUGCGUGCCUAGAGGUUGUUCCUGGUCCCAGACUCCUGCGUCUGUUCGCGAUGAAUAGGGGCCUCUUCUUCCUCUCCCAUGGAGGAACGGGUGCGUUUUCGCCUCACCACGACCUGGCACUUACUGUCUGUACAGUGCAAAAGACGCCCAGUGACCCUUCUUCUCUCCGCCGUCGCCCUUUGCUCAGGCACCCGCAGUCCCGCCCAAAUGCAUGGCAGGGAUCACCCAGUGAGCCUCGGAGACCAUGA
This is a messenger RNA of Colletotrichum lupini, 2004 nucleotides long. RefSeq lists its product as uncharacterized. NCBI's taxonomy places the organism in Eukaryota, Fungi, Ascomycota, Sordariomycetes, Glomerellales, Glomerellaceae. The coding region runs from base 1 to 2004 and encodes 667 amino acids. The transcript has 18 exons. The record is from RefSeq and is a predicted model, not a curated record.